ACUGCUCACCUGCUCUUUUUAAGGCCGUGUGCUUCUCAGCCAUAGCAGUCAACUAAAGGACUCGCUCACCACAUCAAGAUCGAAAAUGGCGGCGGCGCCGGGGCGGCCGGUGACGGUGGACUUCGAGGCGCUGAGCUACAUCAGCAGCCUGGUGGAGGCGUUCCAGGCGUUCGACUCCGACAACGACGGUCUCGUGACCGCCCCGGAGCUCCGUGGCCUGCUGGCCUCGCUGGGCCUGGACAAGUCCGAGGCCGAGGCGCGCGACAUGCUGGCGCGCGCCGACGCCGACCGCGACGGCCGGCUCAGCGUCGAGGAGCUCCUGGACGUGAUGAACGCCGGGGAGCUCGGGCUGGGCGCGCUCGGGGAGCUGCUGCAGUCGGCGCUUCCCGCGCUCGAGGCAGCGGGCGGGGCGCUCGUGGGGGCGGACGAGCUCGCCAGGGCGAUCGGAGCCGUGGGCGGCGCCAGCGCCGAGGACUGCGCCGCCAUCGUCGAGUGCCUGGACGGAGACGGAGACGGCGCCAUCACCAUCGAGGAGUUCAGGUUCAUGGCCGACCUGCUCUAGAUCGAGCCUAGGCUGCUACACCUGCGCGUGGAAGCGGAACGGUGUCUAGUUUGCUGUGUGUGCACGUCGUGUUCGUCUGUGUAUUGAGAUCGAAAAUAAUCAAGCAGGAGGUAUCUAUGCGAUGCGAGUUGUGGGUGUAUGUUUAUGCGAUGUAUCUCACUAUCUUUAUCAAGUAACUGUUCAUGUUCCUCCA
Molecule: messenger RNA, 755 nt
Organism: Setaria italica (foxtail millet)
Lineage: Eukaryota; Viridiplantae; Streptophyta; Magnoliopsida; Poales; Poaceae
Product: probable calcium-binding protein CML29
Exons: 1
Coding region: 86-562 (158 amino acids)
Molecular function (GO): calcium ion binding
Source: RefSeq, a predicted model, not a curated record